Neltuma alba is the source of this 1227-nucleotide messenger RNA. RefSeq lists its product as uncharacterized. The record is from RefSeq and is a predicted model, not a curated record. NCBI's taxonomy places the organism in Eukaryota, Viridiplantae, Streptophyta, Magnoliopsida, Fabales, Fabaceae. The coding region runs from base 64 to 900 and encodes 278 amino acids. The transcript is spliced from 2 exons.
CACACUUUUUAUUUUUAUUCUUUCUCUGGUCCAAAAUUUCCGGGAGAAAAAACAGAAACAGCCAUGCUUGAUCCAGCAAGACAUCAACCCGCAAAUUCUAGUCAGUCACCGAACAGAACCGGAAGUAGUAUCCAUGGUUAUGGCAGAUGGGAAGAUAGAAGGAGCUCUGGUUUCUGGGCUUCAAAACAAGUGGAUGACGACGACAACGACUCUGGUAUUUGUUCGCCGCCUUUGUGGAAGACGAGCCCAACCAGAAGCCCACAAUUUGACAAAAACUACUAUCAAAGCCUGUCGCCUUCGUCAAGAACACAAGCCAUUGCCAGAGGCCAAAGGGAGCUCAUGGAAAUGGUUCGGAAUAUGCCCGAGUCAACCUACGAGCUCACCCUGAAAGAUCUGGUGGAGAAGCCCACGCUUCAAGCCGGUGAAGAAAAUGAGAAAGAAGAGAAGAAUUUAAUCAACAAAAACGCCUACAGGAGGGAAGGAAGUGGGAGUAGCAGUGGUAGAAAGGUUGAUCAGAAGGCGGCGGCGAUGAGAAGUGGAAAGAUUCAGAGUGGAGGGUUCUAUUUGAAGAUGAUGAUGUUUCCUCCAUCUCUGGGAUCGACGACGAAGAAGAAGAAGAAGAAGAGCGAGUCAUCGGGAAACGAAGGUUCAAAGGCGACUCUGAGACCAUCGAUAUCUGAAGGAUCUUUGAAAGGUAUUGUGGAUAAGGAGUGGUGGAAGAAGAGCCCUUCAGCAGCUUCCGGGGAUAGUGAAAGUGGCGCAACCAGUAUCAACAGCGGAAGCACUAAAAGCUCAGGCAGCAGUAGCAGCGGCAGCAGCAGAAACAGCAGCAGGAGAGAGAGGAGCGUGGGCAGUUGCUGGUUUCUGAUUGGCAAACCCAAAAGGCUAACGCGGAAAUAAGGGAUAUGGCAUCCAUCAGAUGGAAAAGAAGCUCGGCCGUGCCCAUACAGACGCAGCAAAUUACAAAGUGAACAGUAUGCUUUGCUUUUUAAUUUCACAAACACAGCCUUAACAAAGCAGUUUUUUCCCCUUAAUACAUACAUACAUAUAUAUGUGUGUGUGUGUAUAUUUAUGUAUCAGUACUAUCUCCUGAAAUAUGAAGCUCCGAGGUCCAAACAGCAAGUUUUUAUGAUGAGGAAGCCAACAUGCGCGAAACAGAAGUUCGCUCACUUUGUUGAUUGAUUCCGCGAUAAGAAUUCUUAACACCGACUUCUCUCUCUGGCCAAA